GUGCCUGAACCACAGUAGUCCAUUGAUCUGCAGAUCCUUGUCUAACGCAUUAAGACAGAGCACAACUGAGACAGGAUGUCAUUACGGGUGGCUGCACUUCUUCUGUUGGCAUCUGUCCUCUGGAGCCAUGUAGCAGCAAGCACAGAUCAGGCUUUGGACUGCUGCUUGACAACGACCGAUACCAAGCUUCCCCACAGAGUGGUGAAGUCAUACAGUAUCCAGACAGUCAGUGGAGGAUGUCGGAUAGCUGCCACUGUGUUUGUCACGAAGAAGAACCUUAGACUGUGUGCUCCUCCUGCCACCAAGAAGAACUGGGUGGCCAAACUCAUCAAGCAACUGAAGAGGAAAUCGCAUAAGGGAAAGGACAGAAAAGGGAAGAAUGAGUGAGGUUUCCCAACCAGCCUCUGUAUUGACCUGUUGAUUUCCCAUCAGGCAAGAGAAGACACUGAAAGGCUGUGGGUGAUCCUUAAACCUCGGAGCUCCAGUAUACGUCCUUUGAGAAGAGUCAACAUUUCAAAUAUUUUGUGAAUGGGGCUGAGAGUUAGUUCUCAUUUUAAGGUGGACGCCACUGUGAUACCGUUGAAUUAUUUUUGACCAACACUCUUGUCACUUGUUGUGUAUUGCAGAACGUCAUUGUCAAAAUGUUGCUCACAGUUACUAUAAGCUUGAUUUUAUAUUGUAUAACUCAUUUAAUGUAAAUAAAUAAGUGUUUAUUUUUUAAAGAAACAUUGCAUUUUUCAUCUUGGUAUCAAUGAUUUCAUAAUUUCAUUCAGUCAAAUCCUUGGUCUUAUAUUAUCGGGAGUAGGUUAAAUUUCCAAGUUAUCAAAUCAAAUCAAAUGUUAUUUGUCACAUACACAUGGUUAGCAGAUGUUAUUGCGAGUGUAGAGAAAUGCUUGUUCUUCCAGUUCUGACAGUGCAGCAAUAUCUAACAUGUAAUCUAACAAUUCCACAACACACAAAAGUUAAGGAAUGGAAUAAGUAAUAUAUACAUGUAAAUAUAUGGAUGAGCAAUGACAGAGUGGCAUAGGCAAGAUGCAAUAGAUGGUAUAAAAUACAGUAUGUACAUAUGAGAUGAGUAAUGCAGAUAUGUAAACAUUAUUGAAGUGGCAUUAUGAAAGUGACUAGAGAUACAUUUAUUAAAAUGGCCAAUGAUUUCAA
Oncorhynchus kisutch (coho salmon) is the source of this 1158-nucleotide messenger RNA. RefSeq names its product C-C motif chemokine 19. The transcript has 4 exons. The record is from RefSeq and is a predicted model, not a curated record. Gene Ontology annotation, cellular component: extracellular region. Gene Ontology annotation, biological process: immune response. Gene Ontology annotation, molecular function: chemokine activity. Bases 76 to 387 code for a protein of 103 amino acids. NCBI's taxonomy places the organism in Eukaryota, Metazoa, Chordata, Actinopteri, Salmoniformes, Salmonidae.